Messenger RNA from Polypterus senegalus (gray bichir), 3542 nucleotides. RefSeq names its product gastrula zinc finger protein XlCGF57.1-like. Gene Ontology annotation, biological process: regulation of transcription by RNA polymerase II. The record is from RefSeq and is a predicted model, not a curated record. Gene Ontology annotation, molecular function: DNA-binding transcription factor activity, RNA polymerase II-specific; RNA polymerase II cis-regulatory region sequence-specific DNA binding. Bases 321 to 2192 code for a protein of 623 amino acids. Lineage: Eukaryota; Metazoa; Chordata; Cladistia; Polypteriformes; Polypteridae. The transcript is spliced from 3 exons.
CGGCAGUACUAAAUCGACGGCUGUGCAUCCAUCGACCAAGUCCCGCAAUACAAUCUUCAAGUCCGUUGCUCACGGAGUCGCGCGUGACUGACGUUUCACGUUUCUCUUUGUUUGGUUCUGCGAGUGUGAGGCACGUGUUCAGACAUUCCUCGACCGAACCGGAACCGCACUGGAGAGAAAGAAGAGAGAGACAGAAAAACACAGCGGCGGACAGUAAUCCCGAAAUGGGAGGCCAUGUUUCCAGUUCUUAUGUAACGAGGCCAGGGCUGUCUCUCUAAAUAGGACAACUCACAAGAAGCAUAGAGGGCGCCCCUUUGAACAUGUGUUCACCCGAAUGCGAUGCCCUGAAGCAUGUUAAACAAGAGGAUUGUGAGUGGGGCUCGGGCCGCCUCACCCCGGAGAGUCUCGCCGUAAAGUUGGAGGGUAGCGAAGAGAGAAUUUCAGCGUGCAAAGAAGAGAAAUCUGAGGAGGAAGAGGAUGGAUUUGUUGCUGUUAAAGUGGAGGAUUCAGAACAGGUCCCCAUUUUCCCCUCUCAACUGCAAGCCUACAAAAUGGCAAAGCUUUUCCGUCAUGAGGCGUUUCCAGUCGGCAUGCCGGUGUCGUUCAGGGAAAGAAGGCGACGAUCCAGCCAGCUACCUGAGGGUGAUGAGAAAGUCACAGGGGAGGCUGUCAAAAAACACCCAUCUAGAAAGCAGCCACAAUCAUUUUUGGAAGAUAUUGGCAGUCUCUCCCCAUCUUCAUCAGCUCAGACUUCUCUUCAGUGCAGAACACAGCAAGAACUUCAUGAUGAAAAUGCCAAGGCUUUCCCAUGUAAUUCUCAUAAUGUUGUGAAACAAACAAGAAAAGAUGGAACCAAUCGGCCAGCAGGAAGUACAAACUCAGUGAAUUUUUAUGCCUGCCAACUUUGUGGGAAGCAAUUUACGCACCUUUGUGACUGUAAAGAUCAUGAGAAGAUUCACUCAAGUGAGAAGCCAUAUUACUGCUCUGAAUGUGGGAAAGGAUUCCUACACAAAAGCCAUCUCUGUAGUCACAAAAGAGUUCACAAUGGGGAGAAGUACUGUUGUGUUGAAUGUGGGAAACGAUUCUCCCGAAUGACCAAUCUUCAGAGCCACUCAAAAAUUCACACCAGAGAGGAACCACAUUGCUGUUCUGAUUGUGGAAAGCGAUUUUUACACAUAAGUCAUCUUCAGAGUCACAAACGAGUCCACAAUAGAGACAAACCUUAUUGCUGUUCGGAGUGUGGCAAACGAUUCUCACGCAUCAGCAACCUUCAGAACCACACAAAAAGUCACACUGGUGAGCAACCUCAUUGCUGUUCUGAUUGUGGGAAACGAUUCUCAUGUAUAAGCAAUCUUAAGAAUCACACAAAAAUUCAUGCCGAAGGAAAGACCCAUUGCUGCUGUGAUUGUGGCAAACAAUUUUCACGGUUAAGCAAUCUUGAGAGCCAUUCAAGAACUCACACUGGUGCAAAGCCUCACUGCUGCCCUGAGUGUGGAAAGCGAUUUUCACAAAUAAGCAAUCUUCAAAGUCACAUAAGAAUCCAUACCGGUGAGAAACCUCAUUGCUGUCCUGAAUGUGGUAAAAAAUUUUCACGCAUUAGCAAUCUUCAAACCCACUCAAGAACUCACACAGGGGAAAAACCAUAUUGUUGUCCUCAGUGUGGUAAAAGGUUUUCGCAAAUUAGCAAUCUUCAGAGCCACUUAAAAAUACAUACUGGAGAGAGGCCUCAUGGCUGCUCGCAAUGUGGAAAGAGGUUUUUACACAUAAGCCAUCUGCAAAGUCACAUCAGAAUUCACACUGGGGAGAAACCUCAUUGCUGUCCGGUAUGUGGCAAACGAUUCUCACACAGCAAUUCACUUCAGAGUCACAUAAGGAUUCACACUGGAGAGAAGCCACACUCUUGCUCUGAAUGUGGAAAACAAUUUUCAGUCCUGGGCAAUUUUCAGAUACACCAAAGAAUUCAUACGGGAGAGAAGCCAUACUGCUGUUCUGAAUGUGGUAAGCGCUUCAUAGACAGUAGCAGUCUCCGAAAGCACACAAGAAUACAUACUGGCGAGAAGCCGUAUUGUUGUUCUGAAUGUGGGAAACGAUUCUCACAGAUAAGGAGCCUUCAUACCCACAAACGCGUUCAUAGUGAAGAGGAGCUGCAUGACACAUGCCAAUAUCCAGUGACAGGAAAAUUAAUGCAAUAAAGAGGGAUGUACUGACAAAAAGAAGGCUCUGAUAAUCACGGAAAUACACUUUGACAAAGCUGGAAUGGCUGAGGUGUCAGCGCUCUCUGUCUACGCAAUGUAAAGAAUGAGAGACAAGAGAGCAGCAGGUGCUUCAGACUAUAAAUAAGCCAUAUGUCCAAGAAAAGAAUUAAUAAUGGUUAGUAGUUUAACUAAUUAAUGACUACUUGCAGCCUCAUCUUGAACUUUGAUUAAUCUUUUGCCUAAUACCAAGCACAAUGCAAAUAAUGCACAGAACACUGAAAUGAUAAUCUAAUGCAAGAAAGUGCAAUCAAGUUUAUAUAAGGCGUAUUUAUGCCGUGACAGAGUUCAAAGCAGACUGAAAUGGAAGUAACACGCUGCUGCAUUGAAUGUGGCAAACACUUUCUAUCAGUACACAUUUUUCAAAGGAAAGGGGACACACACAUGGGGUUGAGAGGAGAACAGCGAUCACUGACCUAAAUAAGGUAACUAAUAGCACUGUAGUUAGAAUCAUUAAAGAGUUAAAGCAGAAGGCUAGAAAACCACCCAAGAAGUCAUAAGCUGUAUAAAGCAAGGAAAAGCGAAAAGAUCUCCAAUGAUGAGAGGGGAAGGGAAGCUUUAUGGUGCUGUGUGGCUGUGGCUAUCAAGGCAUCAGCAGUUAGAAAAUGCCUGGCGUAACAUUCGGGUGAGUUCAGGGAGUUUUCAUUUCAUGAUAGAUAAUUCCUGCCUUGAGAAAGUUAGAUAUCUGAAAUUCAGUUUCUCUUUGUCUGGCACUCUUCAAAGACUUCACACGCCAAACUGGUUUAUAAAUGAUUACAACUUUAAAAGUUGCACAGGAUUCAAACAUCAAGGGAAAAAGAAUCCCGGUUACUGGGGGCAAAGCAAGCGCAAAACAAGUGACACGAGUGCCAGGUCUCGGUCCGUCCCAUCUUGACAAAUCCCAUAAAGGAGCCCUGAUGGAAAUUUGAGCCUCUAUGCAUACUUCAGCCCAAUUUAGAUAUUCAUGUAAACUUUCACCCUUGUUCUACUUAAGCUGAUGAGUAAAUCAUUUGAGUUUUCACACUCGCUUUGCUUGACUUGAACCCUUGUUGCACUCCGCCUUGACUGUAAAUUGUCCACUUCAUGCUUACUCAGCCCUCACUUAACCCGAUACUGCACUCAGUGGCACAAAGUAACAUUUACCAGGACUGCUGUACGAGAGAUCAGUAAGCACAACGAAAUUGAAGAACAGUGCUCUAAGUUAAUAAAGGAGAAAUGAACACUGUACACAUUCAUAUCGGCCCACCCUAGUCUGACAUCGAUCAACUCUUAACACUAGAAUUACCAGAGACUACAAAAAAACUCGUAGAU